GAUCUCUACAAAUCUGCUUUCUUUUACUUUGAAGGCAUCUUUUAUAAUGAUAGAAGACAUCCAGAGUGCAGAGAUCUGAGCAGAACGAUUAUUGAGUGGUCAGAAUCACAUGACAGAGGCUAUGGAAAUUUCCAGUCUGUUAAAAUGGAGGACUACACAUUUAAUGAUUUGUCCCUCAAAAUUGGCUUUCCAUACCUCUUCUGCCACCAAGGGAACUGUGAGCACAUAAUUAUCUUCACAGAUAUAAGGCUCAUUCAUCAUGAUGACUGUCUGGACAGGAACCUGUAUCCCUUGUUAAUAAAGAAACACUGGUUAUGUACCAGAAAAUGCUUUGUGUGCAAAAUGUACACAGCCAG
Mesitornis unicolor (brown roatelo) is the source of this 356-nucleotide messenger RNA. RefSeq names its product snRNA-activating protein complex subunit 3-like. The annotation marks the transcript as partial. The record is from RefSeq and is a predicted model, not a curated record. The transcript is spliced from 3 exons. Gene Ontology annotation, cellular component: snRNA-activating protein complex. Gene Ontology annotation, biological process: snRNA transcription by RNA polymerase III; snRNA transcription by RNA polymerase II. NCBI's taxonomy places the organism in Eukaryota, Metazoa, Chordata, Aves, Mesitornithiformes, Mesitornithidae. Gene Ontology annotation, molecular function: bent DNA binding; core promoter sequence-specific DNA binding; RNA polymerase II cis-regulatory region sequence-specific DNA binding.